AUGGCGCUGGUACAGCGAUAUGGGAAGCCAGAUUUGUUUGUUACAAUGACGUGCAAUCCUAAUUGGCCAGAAAUAAAGCAAGAAUUGGCCAUAGGAGAAGAAGGGAAAAACCGGCUUGAUUUGGUUUCGAGAAUAUUUAGGGCCAAGCUGCUAGCGCUUAAGAAGCAGAUCAUGGAGAAGCACGUGUUUGGGAAGCCUGAAUUCAAAAUCGAAACUCCUGCUGAUUAUGACAAGUUUGUAUGCGCUAAAAUCCCCUCUGUGGACAACCUCAGGAAGAUUAUCCUCAAAUAUAUGAUGCACGGGCCUUGUGGCCACUUAAACCCUCAAUGCCCUUGCAUGAAACAUAAGGGGCAUACAAACUGUUGUAAAAGUGGGUACCCCAAAAAAUUCUGCCCUGAAAUGACAACCAGUAAAGAUGGUUUCCCAUUGUACAGGAGAAGGGACACCAGUGAUGAAGUUUCUAUCUGCAAGGCAGAUCUGGAUAAUAGGUGGGUCAUUCCCUAUAAUCCGUAUCUAUCAUCUCUGUUUGACUGUCACAUAAAUCUUCAGGUUUGUUCAAGCAUCCAAGCAGUUAAGUACCUCUACAAAUAUGUGUACAAGGGCCAUGAUAGGAUCUCGUUCAAUGUCGUGCAACCUGGUGAGCAAAGGGCUGUUGAUGAGAUCGACCAGUUCCAUUCGGGUAGAUGA
Molecule: messenger RNA, 687 nt
Organism: Spinacia oleracea (spinach)
Lineage: Eukaryota; Viridiplantae; Streptophyta; Magnoliopsida; Caryophyllales; Amaranthaceae
Exons: 2
Coding region: 1-687 (228 amino acids)
Source: RefSeq, a predicted model, not a curated record